CCCGCGUCGACCGCGCACCGCGGCGGCCGUGCAGGCGCGCACAACCAACGCCACGCCACGAAAACAGACCGGCCGACACAUGGAGGCACCAUGGCGCUCCCCGCAUCUCCUCGGCCUCGUGCUCGCACUACUUCCCAGCUGCUGCCUCCUGCCCCGCGCGGCCGCGCAGGACGACGCGCGGCUGCUGCUCGAGAUCAAGCGCGCGUGGGGCGACCCGCCCGUGCUGGCCGGGUGGAACGCCUCGGCCGCGGGCGCGCACUGCGCGUGGCCGUACGUGGCGUGCGACACGGCCGGGCGUGUCGUGAACCUGACACUCGCCAGCGCCAACGUCGCGGGGCCCUUCCCGGACGCCGUCGGCGGCCUCACCGGCCUCACGUACCUCGACGUCUCUAGCAACAACAUCACCGGCGUGUUCCCCACCGCGCUCUACCGCUGCUCUGCGCUUCAGUACCUCGACCUGUCCUGGAACCAUCUUGGCGGAGAGCUCCCCGCGGACACCGGCUCCCGCCUGGGGGCGAACCUGACCACGCUGGUGCUCAGCGGAAACAGGUUCAACGGCACAAUCCCAGCGUCGCUCUCCAGCCUCCGGAAUCUCCAGAAUCUCAAGCUGGACGACAACAAACUCAUUGGCACCGUCCCAGCGGAGCUCGGCAAGCUGACGAGGCUUCAGACGCUAUGGUUGGCGUACAACCCGUUCGACGCGGGGGACCUGCCGGCCUCAUUUAAGAACCUGACCAACAUGACUAGUCUCUGGGCAGCGCAGUGCAAGCUCGUCGGCGACUUCCCGAGGUUUGUCGCGGACAUGCCGGAGUUGGAGGUGCUGGACCUGUCCAUCAACACGCUGACCGGAAGCAUACCUCCGUGGGUUUGGAGCCUCAAGAAAUUGCAAUCCUUUGCAGUUUACAGGAACAACCUCACCGGCGACUUGGUGGUUAAUGACUUCGCCGCGAUGGGCUUAACAUUAAUCGAUGUUUCAGAGAAUUAUAAGCUUACUGGAGUUAUCCCGGAAGUCUUUGGGCACUUGGAGAACCUCACAAGAUUGUCCCUCUUCAGGAACAACUUCUCCGGCGAGAUACCUGCCAGCAUCGGCCGGCUGCCAUCAUUAUCGGUAUUGAGGCUUUAUAGUAACAGGUUUACUGGUAUUCUCCCGCCAGAACUUGGGAAGCACUCGACCUUUACUUAUAUGGAGGCUGACGACAAUGAGCUCAUUGGCACAAUUCCAGAAGGGCUAUGUGCCAGAGGCCAGUUCAUGACGCUCACUGCCAAGGGCAACCACUUGAACGGAUCCAUCCCGGAAGCCCUGGCCAACUGCACCAGUCUGCGCAGCCUGCAGCUAGACAGUAACCAGCUCUCUGGCGAGGUGCCCCAGGCUCUAUGGACGAUAGGGAUUAAAACCUUGUUCCUACGGAAUAACAGGCUCACCGGAAGACUCCCCGCCACGAUGGAUAGCAACCUUACAACGUUGCACAUUGAGAACAAUCAGCUCUUUGGCAGCAUCCCGGCGACAGCUGCUGCUUCUUCCGGAGGCGUCUCGCACGCACUCCGUACCGGCCUCCUCGUUGCCGGAACCGUUUUCCUCCUUAUCGCCGCGGCCAUCUCCUUCUUCGCCGUCCUCGUCAUGAAGAGACGGCGCCGCGUCGCGGAGCAAGACGACUGGAAGAUCACGCCUUUCGUCAAAGAUCUCGGCUUCGGGGAGGCGUCCAUCCUCCGGGGCCUGACGGAGGAGAACCUCAUCGGCCGCGGCGGGUCGGGCCGGGUGUACCGCGUCGCCUACACCCACCGGCGAAGCGGGAACGCCGGUACGGUGGCCGUGAAGCACAUACGGACCGCCGGCACGCUCGACGAGAACCUGGAGCGCGAGUUCGAGUCGGAGGCGAGCAUCCUCGGCAGCGUCCGGCACAACAACAUCGUGAGGCUGCUCUGCUGCCUCACUGGCACCGAGGCCAGGCUCCUCGUGUACGACUACAUGGACAACGGCAGCCUGGACAAAUGGCUCCACGGCGAAGGCCCUGGCGCCGUCGGCGGGCACCUCACGGCGAGGGCGCGGCGCGCGCCGAUGGACUGGCCGACGAGGCUCGGGGUGGCCGUCGGCGCCGCGCAGGGGCUGUGCUACAUGCACCACGAGUGCGAGCCGCCGGUCGUCCACCGGGACGUCAAGACGAGCAACAUCCUGCUGGACUCGGAGUUCCGGGCCAAGGUCGCCGACUUCGGGCUGGCCAGGAUGCUAGCGCAGGACGGGGCGCCCGAGACGAUGUCCGCCGUCGCCGGGUCGUUCGGCUACAUGCCUCCGGAGUGUGCUUACACCAAGAAAGUGAGCGAGAAGGUAGACGUCUACAGCUUCGGCGUCGUGCUCCUGGAGCUGACCACCGGCAAAGAGGCCAACGACGGCGGCGACCACGGCAGCCUGGCGGAAUGGGCACGGCAUCACUACCGAUCUGGAGGGAGCAUCCCCGAUGCCACGGACAGGAGCAUCAGGUACGCAGAGUACUCUGAGGAGGUCGAGGUCGUCUUCAGGUUAGGCGUGGCGUGCACCGGAGACUUGCCGUCGUCGCGGCCAGCCAUGAAGGACGUGCUGCAGAGCUUGCUUAAAUGCAGCGACCAGACGCACCAGAAGAGCAAAACGGAGCGUGAACUGGAGUACGAAGAGGCUCCACUCCUGGUGCCGCAGCGAGGCAGUCGCCGGAAACAGCUCUCGAACGGCACUGGAAUUGACAUCGAAGAGAAGAGCGACUUCGACAGCAUUAUCUGAAGAUCCGAGUAUUGCGCGUCCCAGAAAACAAGUCAGGACAGCGUCAGUCAACACCUAUAUAAUGGUACUUCCGUCGGUACAUUUCAGCACAGUACAGCAGAUAAUUAUGCACCACGACUCACUACCAGUCACCAUGACCUUGACUCUACUAGGUAAUAU
Molecule: messenger RNA, 2908 nt
Organism: Setaria italica (foxtail millet)
Lineage: Eukaryota; Viridiplantae; Streptophyta; Magnoliopsida; Poales; Poaceae
Product: receptor-like protein kinase 5
Exons: 3
Coding region: 80-2749 (889 amino acids)
Biological process (GO): protein phosphorylation
Molecular function (GO): protein binding; protein kinase activity; ATP binding
Source: RefSeq, a predicted model, not a curated record